Molecule: messenger RNA, 4468 nt
Organism: Cicer arietinum (chickpea)
Lineage: Eukaryota; Viridiplantae; Streptophyta; Magnoliopsida; Fabales; Fabaceae
Molecular function (GO): protein binding
Source: RefSeq, a predicted model, not a curated record
AUCAAUAAUUCAACAAGGUCUUUUUGGUCCAAACGAAAUUACCCCUUUCGUAAUUGACUUUUUCCUUCUCACAAUAUUCGCAACGAAAUUAAUUUUACUUAAUUUGAAAUAAAAGUUCUUUUAUUUAAUUUUUGGGCUUAGCUUAUAGAAUUUGUGCGUAAGAGGGUAUAUUCCGGGUUUCGAUUUCGAUACUCUUUGGUCGCAAAAUUCUCCAUCUAUAACUCUUCUCUCAUCUUUAACUCAAUACUUCAUAAUAUUCUUUGGACGAGUUUUUGGUUUUGUUUCUCAACAGAAUAAGAGAUUUCUGUGGCCUGUGAACGGUGCUGGGAAUCCUCAAUGGAUUUAUGUAAAUGAUAUUAUGAUCAAGGUGAUGUUUAUGGUGGUGUUGAUGGUAGAUUAGCAGACGGAUAAUUUACUUGUAAUUUGAUUACUGUAUCACCGUAGUAUGGAUUAGCAAGUAUCAACUGAAUGACUCAGUGGCCGGAGUUAUUUAUUUUUGUUAGUUGUUCAAGUUUAUUCUGGAGGGUGAAGGAGCUUUAGAGAAUCCAGUUCUUGAAAUUACUAAUAGCAGGUUAUUAUAAUAUAACUGCUGAGCCAUUGGAGUCAUCUUUCAGACCUAAGUACAAUAUUGUGAAAGAUAACAAGCAUACUUGGAGUGCACAUUUUGUAAUAAUGGAAGUAGCUAUUUCUCUACAUACACAGAAGCAGAAUUUGCAGACAAUAGGUCGCAAAGUUUGUUCUGGAUUCCAAAAAGAUCUGUGGCUUGUUGUGCGAGAAGGAUCUCUGAAUGAUGUAGAGUCAGCAUUGACAUCACUAAAAAAGAGUGGGGGCAAUAUCAAUUUGAGGAACACCUUCGGGCUGACUCCUCUUCAUGUUGCAGCUUGGAGAAACCACAUUCCCAUUGUAAAGAGGCUUCUUGCAGCUGGUGCAGAUCCUGAUGCCCGAGAUGGAGAAUCAGGAUGGAGUAGUCUUCACAGGGCUCUGCAUUUUGGUCACCUUGCUGUUGCAAGCAUCCUUCUUCAGCAUGGUGCCUCGAUUACAUUGGAGGACUCUAAAUCUCGAAUACCUAUAGAUCUCUUAUCUGGCAAUGUGUUUCAGGUUUUUGGCAAUGAACACGGUUCAGUUGCUACUGAGUUAUUUAGUUGGGGCAGUGGUGCAAAUUAUCAGCUUGGAACUGGAAAUGCGCAUAUUCAGAAGCUACCAUGCAAAGUUGAUUCACUUAAUGGUUCGAUCAUUAAGCUGACUUCUGCAGCAAAGUUCCAUAGUGUGGCACUUACUGAUCGUGGAGAAGUGUAUACUUGGGGAUUUGGAAGGGGAGGCCGUCUAGGGCAUCCCGAUUUUGACAUACACAGUGGUCAAGCUGCUGUCAUCACUCCCCGCCAGGUGACUUCUGGUUUGGGUUCACGAAGAGUGAUGGCAAUUGCUGCAGCUAAGCAUCAUACUGUUAUUGCUACUCAGGGCGGGGAAGUGUUCACCUGGGGAUCCAAUAGAGAGGGACAACUAGGGUACACUUCGGUCGAUACACAACCCACACCUCGUAGAGUAUCUUCUUUGAGGUCAAAAAUUGUUGCCGUUGCUGCAGCAAACAAGCACACAGCUGUAGUUUCCGAUUUAGGUGAAGUUUUUACUUGGGGUUGCAAUAGAGAGGGUCAGCUUGGUUAUGGCACCUCAAAUUCGGCUUCUAACUACACCCCACAUGUAGUCGAAUCCUUGAAGGGAAAGACCUUAACCAAAGUUUCUGCUGCAAAAUAUCACACAAUUGUAUUAGGAUCUGAUGGAGAGGUAUUUACCUGGGGUCAUCGACUUGUAACUCCAAAACGCGUAGUGAUUACUAGGAACUUAAAGAAAAGUGGAAGCAUUCCUUUAAAGUUUCAUCGCAAGGAACGGCUUCACGUAGUUUCUAUAGCUGCUGGAAUGGCACACAGCAUGGCUCUUACAGAAGAUGGAGCAUUAUUUUAUUGGGUUUCCUCAGAUCCCGAUCUUAGAUGCCAACAGUUAUAUGCUAUGUGUGGAAGAAAUAUGGCAAACAUAUCUGCUGGAAAGUACUGGACUGCAGCGGUUACAGCUACAGGCGAUGUUUACAUGUGGGAUGCGAAGAAAGGUAAGGAUAAGCCACUUGUUGCGACUCGGAUGCAUGGUGUAAAGAAGGCUACUUCAGUUUCAGUUGGCGAAACACAUUUAUUAAUUGUGGCUUCCCUUUAUCAUCCUGGCUACCCUCUCAACAUGAUUGAUAAUUCUCAGAAGCUCAAGUCGAAUAACAGAAAUAGUAUGGAAGAGUUAAAUGAAGACAUUUUAUUUGAGGAUAUUGAUUCCCAUAAUACAUUAUAUACUGUUCAAAAUGAUAAUAUAAGACAGAGGUCUACACCCAGCUUAAAAAGUCUUUGCGAAAAAGUAGCAGCAGAGUGUCUACUGGAGCCACGGAAUGCCAUACAAUUGCUUGAGAUUGCUGAUUCUCUUGGAGCAGAUGAUUUGAAGAAAUAUUGCGAGGACAUUGUCAUGCGCAACCUUGAUUAUAUAUUCUCAGUUUCAACACAUGCUGUAGCAAGUGCUUCAUUAGAUGUUUUGGCGAGCCUCGAGGGGUUGUUAGACCAGAGAUCGUCUGAGCCAUGGAGUUACCGUCGGCUCCCAACUCCAACUGCUACACUCCCUGUUAUCAUUGACAGUGAAGAGGAUGAUAAUGAGAUAGAGUGUCAAAGAACUUGUGACAAACCCAGGAAAAUGUCUGCACUGAAAUUGGAGAAAGUUCAAAGAUCAGAUUCCUUUCUACAGCCAAAGGAUGAUCCCGAUAAUGAAAUCUCCAAAGUAGUACGAGCUAUAAGGAAGAAGUUGCAGCAGAUUGAGAUGCUUGAAACCAAGCAGUCUAAAGGACAUCUUCUCGAUGACCAGCAGAUUGCGAAACUACAAUCUAAGUCAGCACUUGAGAGCUCGCUUGCAGAGCUUGGUGUUCCCGUCGAGAAUUCACAGAGUAAAGAGUCGUCUUCUAUACUAGCAGAAGGGAAAGGUAGUAGUAAGAAAGGUAAAUCAUCAAGAAAACAAAGGAGAAAGGGCAGUAGCAAAUCAACCAUAGAGCAGACAGAAAUAGAAUCUGUUUAUUCCAAAAGUGAAGUGAUCCCCGAAUCUGAAGACCUGCUGGACAUUGACAUCAUGACCGCUCCUACUUCAAAGGUGGAAGAGGAUAUCUCCAAACAUUUCACAGAAGGCCAGGGUGAAAAAGAUGUAGCUUUUGUUGUACAAAAGAAAGAUGCUUCAGAGUUGCCGAAAGGUAAGGGUCAGUCACCAAAGGGUUCCAAGAAGAAGAACAAGAAGGGUGGUCUUUCUAUGUUUCUGAGCGGUGCUCUUGAUGAAUCUCCAAAAGAGGUGGUGCCUCCCCCGACACCGAGAAAUGAAGGUCCUGCAUGGGGCGGGGUGGCCAAGUUUAUGAAGGGUUCUACUUCUCUUCGUGAAAUCCAGAACGAGCAGAGCAAAAUAAAGGGUAACAAGCCAGCUGUUGUUAAAGACAAGGUGGAUGAUCUUUCUGAUUUUGGAAGCGGUGGCAAAAUAAAGUUGAGUUCAUUUCUUCAUUCUAGCCCAAUACCUGUUGCCUCAACUCAAAGUUCCCUGGCAACUGAUGGAGAAAAAAACACCCCUCCUUGGGCUGCUUCAGGAACCCCUCCUCAACCCACUAGGCCAUCUUUAAGGGACAUCCAAAUGCAACAGGUAAAGAAACUACAAGGCCUUUCCAGUAGUCCAAAGACUAGAACUUCUGGGUUCACUAUAGCUACCGGUCAAGGCUCACCAUCUGAAGCAAACGGGGUGAACCGUUGGUUCAAGCCCGAAGUUGAAACACCAUCAUCCAUUCGUUCAAUUCAAAUUGAGGAAAAAGCUAUGAAAGAUCUCAAGCGAUUCUAUAGCAGCGUAAAGAUUGUUAAAAAGCAAUCUUGAGGCUCUUUCAAGUGAUUGUUGUCAGUCUACCCUGUGCUCUACCCUUUUCUUGCUCCAAUCCAAUGACUGUAUAUUAGUCUGUAGAAAUAGUUAUAGUGUGUACAUUCUUCUCUCUUAGCUUUCUCAGUCUUUUCCCAAGUAGAAUUGUAUAUGAUCAAGAUUUUUACAUUUACUCAUUUUCAACUGUCUCAAGUUGAAGACUGGUCAAUAAUGAUACUAUGGACCUGGCGUUAAUUGAUGGAGUGAGCUAAGUAGCACUGAAGGGUAGAUAUGGUUACAUGGUUACAGAUUUUCCUUACUCAAAUAACUUCCAAAGGCCCAAGAAUUGUGAGAAUAAGAGACGAUACUUAUUUGAAUUGUGAGAAUAAGAGAUGAUACUUACCUCCAAAAAUAAGGGAUAUGUAUGUUCCCAUACAUAGGAUAUAUUAUUAUAUAUAUCCAAGAUAUAGAACCGUGACCCUUUUGUAAUUCCAUAAAGUUGUUCCAUUUAUUUGAGGAAUCUUCUGCUUUUGGAGUGAAUUACAAUUGUUCAAAAGCUUUUUAUAAA